AUGAAUCAAACAGACGUCCUCAUCAUCGGUGCUGGGAUGUCAGGUAUUGGCCUCGGUGUCCAAUUGAUUAGAAAAUUCGGCACCAGAAGCUUCGAGAUCAUCGAGAAAGAUUCUGCAAUGGCCGGAACGUGGCGAGUCAAUAGCUAUCCGGGCUGUGGAUGCGAUGUUCCAUCUCAUUUCUACUCAUACUCCUUCGCUCUCAAUCCCAACUGGUCUCAAGCAUAUGCCAUGCAGCCUGAGAUCCAAACUUACUUCAAUGAUGUUGCCAAGAAAUAUGAUAUUGAAAGACAUGUUAGGUUCAGCUCGGUAGUUGAAUCUGCCCAUUGGGACGGGUCUAAUGGAACUUGGGAAACCACCAUUCGAGAUAUCAAGACGUCGGAAGUGAUGACUCGCCGUUCGAAGGUCCUCAUCUCGGCUGUCGGUGCCCUAUCCAUACCUAAAGAAUGUGAUAUUCCUGGUUCUUCAGACUUUGAAGGGCGAAUAUUUCAUACAACCAAAUGGGAUCACUCCUUCGAUUGGAAAGAUAAGGAAGUAGUGAUCGUUGGAAACGGUUGCAGUGCAACUCAAGUCCUCCCUGUCAUAACCUCCGGAGACGGGGCUGUCAAGAAGGCAACCCAGUUCGCAAGACAAGCGCACUGGCUUGCAGAACGUCCCAAUCCAACCUACUCGGCCAAUUUCAAAUGGGUCAUGAGAUGGAUCCCCUUCGCUAUGCGCUUAUAUCGUGCAUGGUUAUACUAUCUGAAAGAACGAGACUUUGCAGGCUUCAGAGUUGCUGAAGGUCUUCAAAUGAGGAACCAAUGGGCCAGAGAUACUACUGACUAUAUUCGGAGGACGGCACCCGCCAAGUACCUGGAUUUUCUGGUCCCCAAAACCGAGAUUGGCUGUAAGCGGAGGGUCAAUGACACUGACUACCUUGCCUGUUUACAUCAGGAUAACGUCGCGCUUGUAUACAACGAUCCGAUCCAGAGGAUUGAAGCGAAAGGCGUGCGAACAUCUUCUGGAAGGCUGGUGACUGCCGAUGCCAUUGUCCUUGCGCAUGGGUUUGAGACCCAGAAACCACUAUUCCCCAUGAAAAUAUUCGGAAGGGAUGGGGUUAGCAUCAACGAGCAUUGGAAUCAAGUCAGCGAAGGUGCGGCGUCUUCCUACUUCGGAACAUGCCUUUCGGAGUUCCCCAACUUCUUCAUCAUGAUGGGCCCAAACACCCUAAGUGGUCAUCUAUCAGUUAUUUACACCACAGAAUGCCAGAUCAAUUACACAAUGAGAGUUCUCAGACCAAUUCUCACAGGAAAAGCGGACGUCGUUGAGGUUACUCCCGAAGCGGAGAAGAAAGACAUAGACAGAGUUCAAGAGAAGGCUAAACGCCUUGUUUGGGCAACUGGGUGCACAUCGUGGUUUAUUGAUGAGAAAACGAACAGGAACACAAUCAUGUUCCCGGACUGGCAGUUCAAGUUCUGGUUGCGAAGUGUCUUUGUGGCAUGGAAUGAUUUGGAGUAUCGAAGUGUCAGCACUAAGGAGCCCGUUAAGACGUCACGAGCCACUUUGUCGCUUUAUGCCGUGGCGGGUUUAGUAGGGUUAGGGUCAUUUUAUCUUCAAAUCUCGAAGCCAUAG
This is a messenger RNA of Fusarium musae, 1608 nucleotides long. RefSeq lists its product as uncharacterized. Bases 1 to 1608 code for a protein of 535 amino acids. Gene Ontology annotation, molecular function: flavin adenine dinucleotide binding; NADP binding; N,N-dimethylaniline monooxygenase activity. NCBI's taxonomy places the organism in Eukaryota, Fungi, Ascomycota, Sordariomycetes, Hypocreales, Nectriaceae. The record is from RefSeq and is a predicted model, not a curated record. The transcript is spliced from 4 exons.